This is a messenger RNA of Geodia barretti, 1789 nucleotides long. NCBI's taxonomy places the organism in Eukaryota, Metazoa, Porifera, Demospongiae, Tetractinellida, Geodiidae. The record is from the annotation of a GenBank genome assembly.
GCGCGUUAACAAGAGUGACUGCGCGAGGAUUGCAAAUUGGAGGGUUUUCAGUGCAACUAUGGCUGCAGGACCUAUUCAGGAGAGAAACCAAGAUGCCACGAUCUACGUGGGAGGUCUGGACGAGAAGAUGACUGAGGCUCUGCUCUGGGAACUCUUCCUUCAGGCUGGCCCCGUGGUGAAUGUCCAUGUGCCUCGAGACCGCAUCACCCAGACACACCAGGGAUACGGCUUCGUGGAGUUUAUGAGCGAGGACGAUGCUGACUACGCCAUCAAGAUCAUGAAUAUGAUCAAACUCUUUGGCAAGCCCAUCAGGGUCAACAAGGCUGCAUCCAACACAAAGAAUCUCGAUGUAGGAGCGAAUGUGUUUAUCGGUAACUUAGACGCUGAGAUUGACGAAAAACUACUCUACGAUAUAUUCAGUGCAUUCGGGGUUAUUCUCCAGACCCCCAAAAUCAUGCGGGAUCCCGAUUCGGGCAACUCCAAGGGUUUUGCGUUUGUCAACUAUGCCAGUUUCGAAGCCAGCGAUGCCGCUAUCGAGGCAAUGAACGGACAGCAUCUGUGUAACCGAGCCAUCUCCGUUUCCUACGCCUUCAAAAAGGACUCAAAGGGAGAGCGACACGGCUCUGCAGCUGAGCGAAUGCUGGCAGCACAGAACCCACUGACCCAAAUGGAUCGACCUCACCAGCUGUUUGCCGAUGCUCCACCCAGCCUGGCAGCUGCACCCAUCCCCCCGGCCCUCCCUACUCACAUCACUCCUCCCUACAUGCCUUCCUCCAUGAUGGCUUUCAUGCCAGGCAUGGGAAUGGGAAUGGGAAUGGGGAUGGGGGGGAUGGGAAUGGGGAUGGGGGGAAUGGGAAUGGGGAUGGGUGGACCACCUCUCCAUCUACCACCGCCUCCCCCUCCAACGUCACAUGGCAUGCCACCAAACCAAAUGCAACAGAUGCAGAUGAUGCCUCCACCACCUCCUCCACACUCGAUGUUUCCUCCGAGAGGACCACCUCCGCCCGGGCAUUUCCCUCCACCGCCAGGCCACCAGGCACACAUGCCACACCCUCCUCCUCCCCCUCCUCACUCCAGACCUCUUGGCAUGCCAAACCGGCCCCCGCCAGCGCCACUGAUGGGCCAACCACCACCAAGAGCUCCGCACCCCACCCCCCUGAUGGGCCCACCGAGACCACCGCCGCCGCCGCCAACUAGUGGUCCGCCACCCGCACCCCUCAUGGGCCAACCACCACCGCCGCUACCGCCAAGUAGUGGUCCCCCACCCCCUAACAUACCGAGGAGCCAACCAAAUCCACCACCGGGAGCCCCUCCCCCUCCUCCACCUCAUCUCAUGGGGCAGCGACCUCCUCCGGGGAGUGGUGGUCCCCCACCCCCUCCUCCUCUCAUGCCACCAAGAGGACCACCGUUGCCUCAAAACCUACCACCACGGUAUGACUCUACAAACACAACUCAGUAUAACAAGAGAGAGUAUACUUUGUGCUUGCAAACUGCAUAAGCAUUUCGCGGUUUUACGUUAUUUUUGGAAGUGAACUUCUCCUUGCAGACCAAACAUGCCCCCUCCUCCUGGACCAUUUGGCGGUCCUCCUCCUCCACGACCUUCUCAAGGCAACGCUCCUCUUCUGCCAAUUCCCAGGCCACUUCCUCCGGGUGGACCAAUGCCCCCUCCUCCUCCUCCCCCUCCACCCCAGUGAACUGUGAACUAUGACUUAUUAUCACUACUAUAUAUAAUUAUAUUGACGCUUUCUGAAUAAAGUUUGUGCAUAUAUUUUGCCGUCCAAAACAAUGA